AUGCAAGAGGAAACAUUGCAAAACCUAUGGAAGGUCGCCCAGGGUAAAUGGGAAUCGGGCGUCCUUCCCAGCGCCGAGAACUUGGCUCGAGCCCGGGCUUCUCUGCCCAAUAUCCUUCCAAAUACCGGUGCCAGCCUUGAUUCGGUUCAACAACAUAUUCUGAACGAUAUAGUGCCGGCCUUCAAUGGAGGCAGCCUCAGUCCCAACUACUAUGGAUUUAUUACGGGUGGAGCCACUCCAGCAGCACUUUUCGCAGAUAACGUCGUAUCUACUUACGACCAAAAUGUCCAAGUUCACCUGUCAAAUCACUCGAUUGUCACGGAUGUCGAGUUUCAUGCACUCGGUCUGCUUGCAGACCUCUUUCGCCUGGACCGUGCUGCAUGGCACAAUGGGACUUUUACCACCGGUGCCACAGCAAGUAACAUUCUCGGCCUUGCCCUUGGACGUGAGUUCAUUCUCCAGAAAGCUGCCGAAAUGAAAGGAAGCCCUGUGCGCAGUGUUGGAGAGGAAGGCCUGUUCGAGGUUCUUCACGAACUCGACCUUUCCGGCGUCCAAGUACUGUCAACACUACCUCAUUCUUCUCUAGUCAAGGCUGCAGGUGUACUUGGCAUUGGACGCGCCAAUGUUCGAAACAUCUGCCGUGCAGAUAACCCACUUCAUUUCGAUAUGGAUCAAUUGGAGAAAGAACUUGCGCGAACAGACAAAGUCAGUAUUGUCGCUAUAUCCUGCGGCGAGGUUAAUACUGGCCGGUUCGCUACAUCUGGGAUGGAGCAGUUGGCAAACAUUCGUCAGCUGUGUGACAAGUACGGCGCUUGGAUUCAUGCCGACGGUGCCUUCGGAAUUUUUAGCCGAGUAUUAGAUGACAGCCCGGAAUUUGCAACGGUCAAGAAGGGAGGCCAAGGCAUAGAACUGGUGGACUCCAUCACCGGCGAUGGCCACAAGCUGCUCAACGUGCCUUAUGACUGCGGAUUCUUCUUUUGCCGACAUCCCGGCUUGGCUUUCCAAGUUUUCCAGAAUGCGAAUGCAGCCUACCUUACUGCCGCAGCUUCUGAUGGGCCCUCUAUCCCGUCUCCUUUGAAUAUUGGAAUUGAAAAUUCUCGCCGGUUCAGGGCACUCCCCGUGUACGCGUCUCUGCUUUCAUACGGCAAGCAUGGAUUUCGAGACAUGCUAGAGCGCCAAGUUCGACUCGCUCGUGCCAUUUAUGACUGGGUCUUUGAACACCCGGCGUAUAUUGCUCUACCACUGACGACUUCCAAGACCGAACUCUUGGACCAGUCCUUCAUGAGUGUUUUGUUCCGUGCCAAGGACGAUAUUUUGAAUUGCGAGCUGGCAAAGAAAAUCAACGACACUGGCCGGAUGUUUGUCUCGGGAACCAGCUGGGAUGGUGCACCUGCCUGUCGAAUUGCGAUCUCUAACUGGAGAGUCGAUGUUGAGAGAGAUGUGACCUUGGUGACGGGCGUUUUGGCCGAGGUAUCCCAGAUCUAA
This is a messenger RNA of Penicillium cinerascens, 1485 nucleotides long. RefSeq names its product pyridoxal phosphate-dependent decarboxylase family protein. Gene Ontology annotation, molecular function: pyridoxal phosphate binding; carbon-carbon lyase activity. The transcript has a single exon. The record is from RefSeq and is a predicted model, not a curated record. NCBI's taxonomy places the organism in Eukaryota, Fungi, Ascomycota, Eurotiomycetes, Eurotiales, Aspergillaceae. Bases 1 to 1485 code for a protein of 494 amino acids. Gene Ontology annotation, biological process: carboxylic acid metabolic process.